Messenger RNA from Salvelinus namaycush (lake trout), 1038 nucleotides. RefSeq names its product LRP2 binding protein. NCBI's taxonomy places the organism in Eukaryota, Metazoa, Chordata, Actinopteri, Salmoniformes, Salmonidae. The coding region runs from base 1 to 1038 and encodes 345 amino acids. The record is from RefSeq and is a predicted model, not a curated record. The transcript has 8 exons. Gene Ontology annotation, molecular function: protein binding.
AUGAAGUCGGAUUAUAAAAUCGAAGCUCCAAAGAAACACAGCCAAGAAAAGGUGUUUCGUGCCAUCACGGAUGUCUACCGAGAUGAAGGAGUGAAACCGACUUCACACCAAGAGAGCCUUGCCACUCUGGUGGAGAGGGCUGAGAGACUGCUGAAGGGUAGAGCUGAAGGGGGAGACAAGCAGGCCCUUUUCCUGCUGGGACAGCUGUACUAUUAUGAGGGACGCUAUGAGGAGGCAGACAGAGUCUUUGACGGCCUUAAGGACAGCGACCCCAGAGCCCUCUUCCAGCUAGCUGUCAUGUAUUAUGAUGGCCUGGGCACUGCUAUGGAUCAAGCAAGGGCAGUGGACUACAUGAGGAGAGUAGUCCAGUGGAACAGCCCAGAGGCAGGCUCCAUCAGAUACACUGCUCUGUAUCACAUUGGCAUAGCCUACCUGGAGGGCUAUGGGGUCCAGCAAUCCAAUACAGAAGCAGAAAGUUACUGGCUCCUUGCUGCUAAUGAGGGAAACCCCAACGCCUGUGUAAAAGCUCAGAGUUCUCUGGGUAUGUUCUACUCUAGACCUGAGACACAGGACCUCAAAAGGGCGUUCUUCUGGCACUCAGAGGCCUGUGGCAAUGGCAGUCUGGAGUCCCAGGGCGCACUGGGGAUCAUGUACUUGUAUGGUCAGGGCAUCCAGCAGGACCCCAAGGCUGCCAUUCAGUGCCUGAAGGAAGCGGCUGAGCGGGGGAAUGUGUACGCCCAGGCCCACCUGGCUGCCUACUACUACCACAGGAAGCUCUACUCCAGAGCAGCAGCCCUUGCCAAAAGGAUUACCAAUUACGAUGACAUUGCUGCUAUCGCCAUGGUCACCGACUGCCUGCCUGAAUACGUCAUUAAGGGCGUGGCCAUUGCUCUUUUCUACUACGCCCGCUGUCUGGAACUGGGAAAGGGGGUUCCUCAGAGCAAGGAGAAGGCCUGGCACUACUUCACUAAGGCUGCUCGGCUAAGCCCAGAAGUGUGCCAGGACCUCCAGAGGGACAUCAUCUUUAGCAGAAUGUAG